CGGCUUCCAGUUGGGACGUCGCGACGCUCGUGGGACAUACACGCGAGACAAAAAGCUCCCACUGAUCGCCUCAGGAGAAGUGCAAAGAAACAUUACAUCUCAGUUUGUUUGUGCGUGUGUUAGAAGCGCGCAGUUUGUCGGAUCGUUUCCGCGAGGAUAUCUUACAACACAAAUCGCCAGCGAUAAAAAACAAAUAUUAACUGAGUCACGGAUUUACAUCGAUCGACUACUGCGUCUCUGCUGCUCAACCUACAAAUUUUACCUCAAAACACAGAUCUCAAGAAUAGAAUAGUACUGCUACAGAAUAUUUUAAGGGAUUGCUAAAUUGAUUACGCAAACAAAGCCUUUGCAAUGUUAACAAUAACAUCGGAGUAAACUAGGCUGUGAGGAUAUCGUGAAACUUUUAUCUCUCACACGGUGCUCCGAUUUCAGAAUUUAAAAUAGAACAAUACCGUUCUAGAUUGCCUCAAGACACUGCCAAUUACCAAGCUCGGUAACACAAGCAAGAAUCUACAUGUCAAAAAUAGCGUUCGAGUCGAAGUAAACUUACGGUCAUUUUAUAUCUCAGAUUUUAAGAUUCAAGAUAGUAACAUUUUGCGCCCCUCUGGAUCUCGUGUGGAAUUGAGGAAAACAUAAGCACGAAUUUUACAGCGAUAAUAUUAAAGAUUGUAAAUAUCAUUUUGAACAGAAGAAUCUACAAUAAAUGUACUAGAUGAUGAUGUUGGUGGAAUAAAACGCGGCGGCUGUCUCUCUUAAAUCGCUCGUCGGAUUCUCGCAAAUGUUGGAUCAGCAUGGCGACGCGGGCAAUUAAUCAUCGUCAUUAUCCGAUCGCUGCAUCCGAGAGCCGAGAGAAAGGCGAUGCUGCUGACGAGGGAAUCAACGCUGCCGUUGACGCCAGACUGUCGUACCCUUGAUCCCGUGACGUCGUCGUCUCGGCGAACGGUUUAGCGCCUGUUGAGAUCGCGAAUAGAAGAUUUAUUAACUCGCAUCGUAUCGCGAAUAAUCGAACGGACGAUUUUAUAGAAGCGACGAGGUGUUACAAGCUUGAAGAAAAGAAUCCGUGAAUUAAAGGAAGCCGACCGAAACAGAAUAUCGCGCGCUAUCCUUGAAAUUUAAUCUUUUAUCCACGUUUUUGACGAUCAUUGUCAUUGACGACAUGUCUUCCAGAGUCAAGCAACAGAUUCGCAUAACGAUCUUCUUCCACGACGGCACCGUGGUGAUUUACAUCUGAAUCGACGACGUGGUGACGCAAAUAAAACCGAAGUGGGAACAGCGAGGACGAUCGCGGAGGAAAGAGAGAAGAUUCGUGAAAAUUCCAAAGAGCAAGGACGUCGAGAGAGAAAGGAAAGAAGAAACUUGGUCGGCGCGGCCAAGGAGAAGAGGAGGAAGAAAAGAAAUGAACGGAGGAAAGGCGAACGCCUCCCUUUGAAUCGCCACUUAGAAAACCUGGACUCGUCGUACUCGUCCGACGAUCGUCACAGGAUCUCCGGAAGAAUUCAAGAUUUCGGGAGUAGAAAAGCGUUCUCGUCGUAGCGCGAGAGAGAAAGAGAGAUAGAGAGCAAUAGAUUGACAAUAUGGAAACGAGAAAAGACCAUCGAUCGACAAUAGAGAUUUUCGAUAAGAACGAAGCGCGAUCGGACGAAAUGUCGAUCGCGUUGAUUCAUAAAGUGGGAGUCAGCGAUCUUUUGGCGAGACAGACGAUGGCCUGGUGUCGUCACUGGCUGCAAAAGUUUCCCAUAAGAAUGACGCUAAACAACGUCGGAUUGUUGACGGUGCUCUUGGCGAUAAUGUCGCCGCGAUCCCUAAUUUACACGCUCGUUUAUCCUAUUUUCAGAUUAGUUUUCGGCACCCUUUACCCGGCAUACGCUUCCUACAAGGCAGUGCGCACGAAGAAUGUCAAGGAAUACGUCAAAUGGAUGAUGUACUGGAUCGUGUUCGCGCUAUUCACAUGCGCGGAAACAUUUACCGAUGUCUUCUUUAGUUUUUGGUUCCCAUUUUACUAUGAGAUUAAAAUCAUCUUGGUACUAUGGCUGCUGAGCCCGGCUACUAAAGGCUCCAGCAUCCUUUACCGACGCUUCGUGCAUCCCGCGCUAAUUCGUCGUGAAGCCGAGAUCGACGAAGCCAUAGCACGCGCGACUGAACAGGGUUACACGGCGGUGUUGCAUCUUGGUACCAAGGGCGUAAACUAUGCCACCACGGUCCUUAUGCAGACUGCCAUCAAGGGUGGCGGCGGACUGGUGCAACAAUUGAGAAAAAGUUACAGCCUCAGUGAUCUAACCGGCGAAAAAGAGGAUGAAAAUAGAAAUACAGCCGAUGCGCGUGACGAGACAGACAUGGAAGUAGAACCUCGUCGAAGAGAGCAUACCGGUAGAAGAGGCUACAGCCCUCGCAGAACCCAGUCCAGCAGCAAUGCGUCUCGAGUAGACAUGUAUUUUUCCGAAGUAGAUGUCGACGUUCGACAACCAAGGCCUAGGGAACCCAUAGCUAGUUUAACAAAUAUAAGGUCUUCGGAAGACAUAUCUAGCGGUUACAGUAGUGGCGAGGCACUGCAGUCUCAGCGCAUUACUUCUCAAGUUGACACCUUAGUAAGAACAUCGAGCGUCGGCGCGAGAACGCGCGUGAAGCCUCGUUCCACCACGAAAAAGACACCAGAAGACAAGGGCGAGGAUUUCAACCACAUCGAUCUUCCAUCUCCUGAAAAUAUCUCCCUCCCGUCAUCCCUGAAUGUCCUCACUCCCGAACAAGCUAUCGAGCUUCUGCUAUUGUUUUCUCAGAAUAAGAAAUCGAAAGACUGUCCGAUGCUUGAAUCUAUUGCGACUUGUAUCAAUGAAUCCGUGAACGAAAAUCGAUCCGCGAUAAAAAUAGAAGAUAGCGAAUCGUCAUCGAUAGAGUCGAGUGGUGAAUUCGUAGACACGGACUCGGCUCAAGUAGAUUUACAUACGGUGCAAACCAUAGAAAUCGAGAACAUCUCGAUGGAAAAGCUAUCAAUACCUGCAAUAUCAGAAAGCAUAAAUAAAAUGAAUGUAGAUAACUCAAUAAAAGAACUUGAUUUUCAGCAAGAUGAAUCUCAAAUGCAAAUUAAUGAAGAUUCAAGAGAUCAGAUAGAUUCUUCCCAAAAUUCCGAUAUUAAUGCUGAUAUCGAACAAAGAACUAGCGAAAUAUGUCAACAAAAGUUCAGUGAAUUGAAGGAAUUGUUGAACGAUGCGCAUAACAUUGCGACAAGCAUCGUAUCUUCUCGAGAAAAAUUAACGAUUGACAAAGAUAAAGAACAUGAUGUAAAUGUACUAAGAAUGGAAGUUGAUGAUUCUUCGAGCAGAGAAUACGAUUCUACGAUCAAGCGACCUGUUACGCCGAUUUCAUCAAGUUGCAAUCUUGACGGUGAUAAUCGCGCAGGAAAAUAUCACAAAAAACCCGCGCCGAAAGCUCCAUUAGAUACUGAAUCAAUAACAAAUAAUGAAGACACCAACGAAAAUGAGUCUCAAAACGCCUUGAAGGCUACUUUAGUCAUUAAAACUGGAACCUUAAGAACUGUUUCAAAUGCGGACGCUACGAAAGAUAUUUUCUUGGCGCAUACAACAGAUUUGAAAAAGAGAAAGAAGAAAUCUAAUAGAUUACGCGCUAAGGAGAGUUUUUCCAAAUUAUUAACGAUCCCGAAAAACAUCUUUCACAACGCUUUCCAUAAGGAGCAAAACGAAACUUCUUCCAAGGAGGAUGAUUCUAGUUCCACGUUUUCCGAGACCAGCGAAUCAAUGUCGAGAUCGGGUAGUAUUGGAUCCCAGGUGUGCGUGGACGCAUCCGCAAAAUUAUCAACUUCGAGGCAGGAAAUAGAUGUGGAAGAGAUUCCACUGAGAGCGGAAUGUGAUAAUACUAAAAGUUUUUAUAAAGAUGCCAGUACUGUUGAAAAAUCGGAUACUCUUAUCGUACCACUGAAUGAAAAAGAUCUCAAUAAAAUUAAAAAUAAUAAGACUCAAGACGAUGCAAGAAAUAUAGAGAACUUUGAAAGUUAUGAAAAAAAUCUUGAAAAUAAAUCCAAUUUGGAGAUUCGUGAGAUGUCACAAUCGCUGCCUCACAAUAGCAAAACAGAGAUUAUCACCGAUAUUAUUUAAAAUUAUUUUGUGGAAAUUAUUUAAUCGCAAAAUUAUAUAUAUUUGCUUUUACUAGUAUUUUUAAGAUAUAAGACAAAAAAGCUUGAUUCUUCUCCUAUCCCAUUUUCCCAUAUUUCAUAAAUAUUUUAUCCUAAUUGGAAAUCCGGGCAGAAGAAAUGGACUGAUCCGUUAAGAUCAUUACGAGUUUCGCUACUUUGCCUCGCAGUAAGAAGACUAGUAAGAAAAAGGUGGCAUGAAACUUAUCUGCUGCUGACCGUAUUAAGGAAUAAGACCAAGUCUCUUUUCUAAUGGAAGCAAAAUAUCUUCAUCUGCGUGCGAAUCUAAUUUUGCACGGAGCCAAAUAUAACGGGCACAUGCUAUUGGUCAGCAGCCAUUAUCGAUUAGCCGAAACACGUGAUAUGUAUACAACUAAGUGUUUCUAGCACCGAUAUUUCUUAAUUUAAUUCUUUAAUCAUUGAUUUACAUUUUAUUAAUCGCGCGCGUUUUAAUAUUUAUUAUUCAAAGAGAAACUCAAUCUUUCUCUUAAAAUUAUUUGCAACGAGCUUGCUAUACGCGAGAGACAAAGAGAAAUUCUGGCGGUCUUAUCAUAUUUCCCUGGGAAACAUAUAUAAAUAUUAUUUGUAUCAAUCAUAUGUUACACCGUUGCUCACAGUCAUCCGAAAAUGUUAUUGCACAUUAAUAUCCCGAAUAAUUUCCUAUAUGUAUCCUAAACUCUCUCUGGAGAUAGCUUUUAUAUACUAACGUGCUGUUAUAGUAAGGAGAACUUGAUACAUAUUGCACGCAGUAUAUCUGCUUUAAGAGUAAGCUUUGAUUAUACGUAACGAAAAUUGUCAAACCUGCGGUGUAGCCGAAUGAUAUAAGAGUUCUCGUUAUCCAAACAGAGAAUCAACAGAACGUUAAUUCUUGGCAAAAUGACAAGCGUCACGUACAAUAAAGGAAACUCUAUCCUGCGAAACUAUGUAGAAUGACUUUGAUAUUGCAAAACGCUAUUGUAAUUCGAACAAACUUCGAGUCUAGUCAAUAGAAAAAUUUGAAUAGGAACUCAGGCCAUAACUGAAAUAGUGCCACGCGAUUCCCCCUUCCCUCUCCCCCCUCCCUUUGUAAUCUUCUUUUCGUUACUAGAUAGUAAUGUUUGAUGGAUUGUGUCUAAUUAUGAUUGGAUAUGUGCAGAGUAUCGUGUGAAUAUAAUUGAAUAGCUAUUCUCCCCUUUACGGAAACUGAAGUUCGAGAAAUCGCACGAGUUUCUUAAAAACUCUAGACAAUUAUGCGAUCCUGCUUAAGGACCAACAAUUUGUCUACUAAAUUGUGGCAAAUUGUUAAGGAUAUUGUUAAUAUUUCAUGACAUCGUUUUUUAGUUUUUGCACACUUCGAUGAUUCGAAGAUAGAAUACUAACAUGGACACUUUGAUAGCGAAUAUUAUUUGGCUGGCUAUAUAUAUUUUACAAUUUAUAUUCUCUCAUAUUCUCAAAUUACAGUUUUAUUGCUUUCAUAAUUUAAGAUAUAUCUUAUGUGUGCGAUUUACAGCUCACUUAAGUAUUUACCUUAAUUUUCGAUUAUAAUUAUGUUUUUUGUAUCAAUUUUCUUUCAUUACAGCGAACGAUUUUCGUACGCCAAUGAAAGACUUACGCACAAGUGCUAUUGAUAACUAUUUCGAAUUAAUUGUAUGUAUUAACAGAUUCUCAUAUAUAUAUAUAUAUAUAUAUAUAUAUAUAUAUAUAUAUAUAUAUAUAUAUAUAGUUUAUAUCGUAUUGUACUUUAACGUUCAUUGCAUAUCUUAGGAAAAAGUGACAUUAUGUAAUUAAUGUAAAUUAGGGAAAAAAAAAAGGAAAAUGGAAGAAGCGUGGCGUUAAUUUAUUAGUUAAAAACUCGAUAAGAGUAAAAUAUUUGAUUUGUUGCUUGAUUAACGAUUGUUGAUUUUGCGUAUAUAUUGUUGUACGCGAGAUUCGCAAACAAUUAAUCGAGAAAGAAAGAUGUAGCAAAUGCUCUUUACUCGUUUCGUGGAGUAUAAAUAAAUUAUGUAAAUGUAAUUUACGAAAAAAUGUAGAAUAAUAUAUCAUAUAAUACAAUUCUAUACACAGAAUAGAUAUUUUUAUGCAAUUCAGAUAUUUACUCGAAAUUGAAAUACAUUAUAUGCAUUUGCUGCAUUUUGUCUGCAUCUCUUUUAACACGAUUCAUUGAAAAACAUUAAUACGUAUUCGUUUCGAACUUUAUAUAUGCGAGCAUAUGUGAUAAGAAAGCGAAUGGGAAAGAAUAAGAGAAAAUGCUCAAUUAUGAAUCUUUACCGAUAUUUAAAAAAACGGUCAGUUUCCUAGAUCUUAUAGAUAUAUACAUAUUAUCUCUUGUUCUUUCUAAGUAUUUAUGUCUCCGGCGCAUAAAUUGUGUGUCCUGAGCUCUAUUAUGGUGCUGCGAUCUUUGUAAUUUAUUUUAUAAUAGUUAUAUCUCGAUAGUAUGAAAAAAGCAGUAUUGGGGAUAUGUCUAAAACAAAGUGACUCUCUGCGACACUUUGUUUAGGAUUUUUGGAAAAUUAUUGGAAAUGCUGAGAAAUCGAUUGACGGUUAUUUCAGUUCAGACACAUAACGUAGAAAAUAAAUGACAUUAAAGUACGAUA
Cataglyphis hispanica is the source of this 6714-nucleotide messenger RNA. RefSeq lists its product as uncharacterized. Gene Ontology annotation, cellular component: endoplasmic reticulum membrane; endoplasmic reticulum tubular network; cytoplasmic microtubule. The transcript has 9 exons. Bases 1575 to 4106 code for a protein of 843 amino acids. Lineage: Eukaryota; Metazoa; Arthropoda; Insecta; Hymenoptera; Formicidae. Gene Ontology annotation, biological process: endoplasmic reticulum tubular network organization. Gene Ontology annotation, molecular function: microtubule binding. The record is from RefSeq and is a predicted model, not a curated record.